Messenger RNA from Callorhinchus milii (elephant shark), 2402 nucleotides. RefSeq names its product ring finger protein 139 (gene rnf139). Gene Ontology annotation, cellular component: endomembrane system; endoplasmic reticulum. Gene Ontology annotation, molecular function: zinc ion binding; ubiquitin protein ligase activity. The record is from RefSeq and is a predicted model, not a curated record. Bases 38 to 2032 code for a protein of 664 amino acids. Gene Ontology annotation, biological process: ERAD pathway. NCBI's taxonomy places the organism in Eukaryota, Metazoa, Chordata, Chondrichthyes, Chimaeriformes, Callorhinchidae. The transcript is spliced from 2 exons.
CAACACAACUUUGUGCGGCGGCGGCCCUGGCCUCGGGAUGUCGUCGCCCUGGGGGUCGAUGGGGAGUCACCUGCGGGGGGUCCUGGACGUGGCCCUGCGGGUCCCCGCCAUCUUCGUCAUCGAUGCCAUCUUGAACUCCUACUACAACGGGGACGCCACCGUGGUCCUGGUGGCCCGGCAGAUCUCGCAGCGGUUACUGGGUCUUGUACUGUCGUGUAUUGUCCUCGUCCUAUCCCAGCGAGCACUGUUCAGGUUGUACACGUUUGGCUGUGUUGUUCUGGUGGCUGCAUCUUCUGUCCUGGUGAACUACACCACAUUGCACAUAGAAUUCUACAACGCCUACUACUCGGCAGUGUUUGGGGUACAGAUGUUGCCACGCAAUGGCCCCACAUUGUGGAUGGCACUUAUUUCAAUUCAGCUCACAUUUGGUAUUGGGUAUGUGACAUUACUCCAAAUCUCAUCAGUGUUUUCUGCAUUAACCAUAUUGAGCUUCUUGCUGCCUGUGGUAGGCAUGGCUUUGGAGAUGCCAGAAGACAUUCAGCAUCUGCUAGUUGCCUCUUCAGCUAUGUAUAUAACAGCACAGACUUUGUUUUAUGUAACUGUGAAUUUAAAAUGGUUUUAUUAUACAACGAGGUAUGUUUUUUUGUUGGUACGACACAUGUAUCGCACAUAUGGAUUACAGGUUAUUGUGGAGGAUACGUGGAAGAGGAUUCGUUUCCCUGAUGUACUGCGGGUUUUCUGGUUGACUAGGCUAAUGGCACAAGCCAUUAUUUUAGUUUACGUUGUCAAAAUAACAAGAAGCGACUCUGAGAACAAAUAUUUUAUUUCCUGGAGUGAUGGCUGGGAGGUGGUCUGCAAUCUCAUAAUAAGUGGUUGUGAUUCAACAUUGACUGUCUUGGGCAUGAGUGCAGUCAUCUCCUCUCUAGCGCACUAUUUAGGACUUGGAAUCCUAGCCUUCAUAGGGUCCACCGAGGAAGAAGAUAAGCGCCUCGGCUUUGUCGCCCCUGUUUUAUUUUUCAUUUUGGCUCUUCAGACGGGUUUAAGUGGAUUGGAGCCUGAAGAGAGACUCAUCCGCUUGAGCCGAAAUAUGUGCCUUCUGCUAACUGCAAUCCUGCACUUCAUCCAUGGAAUGACGGACCCUGUGCUGAUGUCACUUAGUGCCUCCCAUGUUUCCUCCUUCAGAAGACAUUUGCCUGUCCUUGUGGUUUCUAUUAGCCUUUUCAUUCUUCCAAUUAUACUCAGCUACACUCUGUGGCGGGUCCACACGCUGAACACUUGGCUGUUUGCAGUCACGGCCUUCUGUGUUGAAUUGUGCUUAAAAGUAAUCGUCUCCCUAACAGUGUACACUCUGUUCAUCGUCGAUGGAUACUACAAUGUAUUAUGGGAAAAGCUAGACGAUUACAUUUACUACGUUCGCUCGACAGGCAAUGUUAUUGAGUUCAUUUUUGGAGUGAUAAUGUUUGGAAAUGGAGCUUACACAAUGAUGUUUGAAUCGGGUAGUAAAAUCCGUGCCUGUAUGAUGUGCUUACAUGCUUACUUUAACAUUUAUUUGCAAGCUAAAAAUGGAUGGAAAACCUUUAUAAACCGCAGGACUGCAGUUAAGAAAAUAAACUCCCUCCCAGAGGUCACAGGCAGCAGGUUGCGCGAUAUAGAUGACGUGUGCGCAAUUUGCUACCAGGAGUUCACCACAUCAGCACGCAUCACUCCUUGCAAUCACUACUUCCACGCUCUCUGCCUCCGCAAGUGGUUAUACAUUCAGGACACAUGUCCCAUGUGCCAUCAAGGAGUGUAUAUCGAGGAGAACCAGAGGGAAACCAUGGCAUUUGCCAACAACAAUGGAAAUGUUCCCCAGCAACAGCAAGAGGUGGAGGAUUUAGUGGCUGUGGCUGCUGAAGCAGCUGAGCCCAACAGUAAUCUCAAUGAGGACAAUGACAGCAUCGAGUAUGAUGAAGAAGAGUGGGUGACCCAGAACAACAAUGCAGGAGCAGAGGAUGAAUACCUCGAUGAUGACACAGAUGCAAGUGAGGAGUGAGCCUGUUGAUUAUACAGAACUGUCAAAGCUUUUUUUAAAAGAAAAAAAACUUAUAAAUUGACUGCCAAAAUCAACAAUCAAACAUCAGGGAAGACGGUGAUUAUUUUUCUUUUGCUUGGGUGAUUAUUCAGUUACCUGUCAGACCAGUGAUCAGAAAGGGGUAGAGAAUGAAAGACUGCAUUCCACUUAGUGCUGGGAUGUACAGUAAGCACAACAGCUGUUAAGGCACUGGAUAAGGACAAGUAAUGGAUUUCAAUCUCACUUAUUUAUUGUAAUAGCUGUUGUACUGUUUACCUCUGAAAACUGCUGGCCUCCUGUGCGACCUUAAAAUUUGUGUAUACUGUACAUGAAAUAAAAAAUUUGACUUACA